Molecule: messenger RNA, 1085 nt
Organism: Cuscuta campestris
Lineage: Eukaryota; Viridiplantae; Streptophyta; Magnoliopsida; Solanales; Convolvulaceae
Source: the annotation of a GenBank genome assembly
AAAUCAUGUGAUUUUUUUUAACUCGGCCUAUGAAAGAUCACCAUCAAUGUUGGCGCUGAUAGAACGAUGAACGAAGAAACAGAUGAAUUACGGCUUCAUAGUUAAACAAAUCGCGUUAAAACAUUUUUUGAAAUGGAUAAGAGUUGGAUUAAUAUGCAUAGAACAUCGACACAAUAUAUAGGUGGAGUUCAAGCAUUCCUCGAUUUUGCUUUUGCAAAUGCUCCAAACCGUAAUGUGAUUCUUUGCCCUUGUGCAUCAAUUCCACAUACUCCAAGCCACACCAACGCUACCAAUGACACAAACUUUGAUGGCAAUGUGGACACUAAUGCAUUGUUCAGUGAUAUUUUCGGGAUAUGCAAUGAAGGGAUUUAUAAAAAAUCGCAGCACCCUGACUCCGGUAAUCAUCCUAAUUUAGAUCCUUCAUUUGGUAUAGAUGGUGAGCAUUUUAUGGUAAAUGAUGACUUUAUUGAUGAACUUAACUCUUACGAAGCUAUGAAUGAAGAUGAGAACUUUGAAGAGGCUGGGUACAAAAAUCUACUUGAGCAAGCCCAUCAGGAGUUAUAUCCGGGAUCAAGUUAUUCAAGGUUGUUUUUAAAUGAAAAAUUGGAAUCUUAUCCACGAGUGCCAACAGAUGCAAUUAAGCAAAAAUGGUUGGUUGAGGAUUUUCCAACUUGGAUAAGAGAAAGGGUCUCAAACAUAGAUAUUGAAGAUUCAGAAUCAAGUGUGUUUAGGGCGGUGGCUUCAGGUCCUCAUCGAGUAGUGAAGAGAAUGAACGGGUUUGUGAUCAAUGGGCUACUGGUUUGUGCAAGAACAGGGCAGAUCCAGAUCUGUUAAACACAGUACUACGAGAAAAGCUAGACAAAUCUAUACUUGUAAGUGCAUUAUAUAUUGUGUGUGUGUGCAUAUAUAUGUUUCAUAAGAGUUCAUGUUCAUGCAAUUUUUGUUCCUCUACCCAUCCUACUGGAAUCAGCUUCCUCCCUUCAAGAAUUUUUGCCCUGCUUCGAGUAACUAUAUGUGAUGGAGAAUAUGUUUUUCUGAGUAGCUAUGGUAUACAUGCCGUAGGGUAAUAAUAGCCUCGGUCAUGG